AUGGCAGACGCGAACACAGUAUACGUCGUGACGGGCGCCAACAGGGGGCUCGGGCUUGGACUCACAAAACGGCUACUGGAACGCCCAGACACCACUGUCGUAGCCUCCGUCCGCAACCAAGACGCGGUCGCUAGGCUAAAAGCAGAAGUUGAGACUGUUGCCCUUGGCGAGAACAGUGUCCUUCAGAUCGUCGAACUGGACUUUUCAACUGCCACCCCCCCAGAGCAGAUCACACAGAGCUUCUCCGCAGCAGCCAGUACAGUGGCACAUGUCGAUGUCCUCAUCUGCAAUGCCGGAUAUGCCACGUCAAUGAUUCCAGCCCUUGAAAUCUCGGCGGCAGAUCUCCGUACCUCAUUCGAGGUCAACACCAUUGCUCCGCUUUUGGUAUUCCAGGCCUUGUGGCCGCUCUUGCAGAAAUCGACCUCUGUGCCCAAGCUCGCGGUCAUCUCCUCUUCAGUCGGCUCAAUUGCUGAGCAGGAACCUCUCCCAGGCGGAGCUUAUGGCGCCAGUAAGGCAGCCUCCAACUGGCUCACUAAGGCUCUUCAUAAUCAACACGAGGCGGAUGGCUUGGUCGCGUUUGCUCUGCAUCCUGGCUGGGUGCAGACGCGCGCGGGGGAUUUCGUUGCGAAGGAGUGGGGGUUUUCUGAUAGCCCACCAGUGACUGUGGAGGAUAGCGUGAGGGGUAUGCUCAAUGUUAUUGACGGCGCUACAAGAGAGAAUGUGUCGGGGAAAUUUGUUUCGCAGACUGGAGAUCUUUUGUCGUGGUAG
Molecule: messenger RNA, 768 nt
Organism: Penicillium bovifimosum
Lineage: Eukaryota; Fungi; Ascomycota; Eurotiomycetes; Eurotiales; Aspergillaceae
Product: SDR family oxidoreductase
Exons: 1
Coding region: 1-768 (255 amino acids)
Source: RefSeq, a predicted model, not a curated record